Cooperia oncophora is the source of this 1680-nucleotide messenger RNA. The record is from the annotation of a GenBank genome assembly. NCBI's taxonomy places the organism in Eukaryota, Metazoa, Nematoda, Chromadorea, Rhabditida, Trichostrongylidae.
AUGUGUAAUAUUUCAACACGCUAUCAGCUCAUUUUGUAUUUCUUAUGUUUGCAGCACUAUGCGAACCGUUCCAAGGCAUAUGAUAAAGCGUUCAAGGAAGUCAUCCGGAAGAUUAACGAUGGCACAUCAAUCUCAUCUCUGCGUCGAUUGGCCACCAAGUAUACUUUCGGCGCUGUGGACUGCAUCUUGCCUACAGGGAUGUUCCUCGUCAGAGACGUGCUCAACUGCAUUUGUCAUACGAUUGUGAAAAACAAGGUAGCCCUGGUGAUCUUUGUCACUGCUUCGGAAACCUAUGAUUCUACAACAUCGGCAGAGCAGUACUUCCUCACUCUUGUCGCCUACACGGGAAUUCCAGUAAUUGCCUGGAAUGCCGACAACUCCGGAUUCACUUUUGGCAAGGACCUAACACCUUUCCGCAUUAUCCAGAUGGCACCUCCAAUAGAACAUCAAAUAAGGGCAAUGAUCGCUCUUCUACGACGGUAUAGCUGGUCGAAAUUUGGUGUGGUCUGUUCUCAGAUGGCUGGAUCAUCGGAGUUCAUCAAAAGUGUCCGUCAUGAAAUCGCUGAAGCUAGUAACAAAUCAGCCAAAUUCGAAGUGAUGUUCUAUAGCCAACUGGACACGUCGAAUGUGACUGAUAUUGAUACACAACUGGUCGAAUUGAAGAAGAGCCAGUCGAAAAUUGUGUUGCUCUACGCCACAGCCGCACAAGCAAGAGCCAUUUUCGAAAGAGCCACCCCACUAGGACUCACAUCGGACAAAUAUCUAUGGAUUGGUACCCAGUCGGUCCGCAGUACUCAAACUUCUGUCACCGGCCAUGUUCAGCCAGGCAUGUUGUCCCUAUUCGGAGCUGCGCUUCUUCUUUUACCACCGAAUCAGUCGAUAUCGCUUCAAUCAACGGCUUCUUGCAGAGAUGAGGAUGGACCACCCAGUUGGGACGAUGGCGAGAGAAUUUACGAGUUAAUGAAGAUGGCGUUUGUGAAGGGCAAUCCGUUCCACGUCGAUGACGGUCACGACUCUUUCUUCUACACCUUCAACGAAUAUGGAAAACUGAAAAAUUCUAUGCUGCAGAUAUCAAAUCUACGGAAAAAUCCAAAAGGCUUCUUUAUGGACAAGGGUGGGAAUAUUCACCAACAACGAACUUCGAAUGGCCGAUGUGGAAUGGCCGGGCGACAAAGCGAAUCCACCGCAAGGAACAGCCGACAAAUUUCAUGUCAAGUCUCUGAUGUUGACCCGGAUACAGGGCGCUGUCCAGGGAAUCAAGGCAGUAUCUGCGACUGGGGCGAUGAAGAGAUCGAUAACCGGAACUCUGUGGAAAUGCUGCUCUGGUUAUUGCUCGAUUUGCUUCAACAAUGGCAACGACCCUCGUUCACCUAUACUCUAUACAAAGUGCGAGAUGAAAAAUGGGGUCUAAAAACGGAAAGUGGCUGGAACGGUCUCAUCGCUGAUUUGAUCAACAACAAGGCGGAUAUGUGCGUUACAUCUCUGAAGCUGAAUUCAGAACGUGCACGGGACAUCGACUUCUCCUUACCAUUUCUCGAAACGGGCAUUGCCAUCAUUGUGAAAAUCAGAAGCGGAGUGCUCUCACCAACAGCAUUUCUCGAACCCUUCGAAUACUCGACAUGGGUGAUCAUAUUAUUGGUCUCGAUUCAAGGAGCUGCCCUUUCCAUCUUUUAUUUUUGA